Pistacia vera is the source of this 3118-nucleotide messenger RNA. Its product is annotated as receptor-like protein 7. The transcript is spliced from 2 exons. NCBI's taxonomy places the organism in Eukaryota, Viridiplantae, Streptophyta, Magnoliopsida, Sapindales, Anacardiaceae. Gene Ontology annotation, molecular function: protein binding. The record is from RefSeq and is a predicted model, not a curated record. The coding region runs from base 179 to 3118 and encodes 979 amino acids.
GUCUUAUCAACUUCUCUUCCUCCAAUUAUUUCUCUUUUAUUCUCAUACUUCUGCAACACUCUGCUCUCAUGAUCAGAGUUCUGCAUUACUCCAGUUCAGGAAACUCUUUUCCUUCGAAAACAUUUCCUGCUUUUAUUAUAAUGAUUAUGAGCUUUAUAAGGUUCCUUCUUAUCCAAAAAUGAUGUCUUGGAAAGAGGAUUAUGACUGUUGCUCAUGGGAUGGUGUUACAUGUGAUUCGGUGACAGGUCAUGUGAUUGGCCUGGACCUUAGCUGUAGUUGGCUUUCUGGCAAAAUCCCUUCCAACAUUACCCUCUUUCUUCUUCCUCAAUUGGAAAGACUCAAUCUAGCUUACAAUAAUUUUAAUCUCUCUCAAAUUUCUUCUGAUUUUGGUCAGUUGACCAGUUUGACACAUCUUAAUCUCUCUUCCUCAAACUUUAGUGGUCAAAUUCCAUAUGAAGUCUCCCAUUUGUCUAAGUUGGUUUCACUUGACCUUUCAUUCAAUUUUUACGAUGAGAAUCAUGGCUUGAUAAUUGAAAGAGUUGUUUUCGACAUGCUAGUUCAAAAUUUGACUGUGUUAACAGACCUUGCUCUUGACGAGGUGGACAUGUCUGCCAUCGUACCUAGUUCAUUGAUGAAUCUAUCUUCGUCUCUAACUUCUCUAAGUCUCUGGGGGUGUAAACUGCAAGGGAACGUGCCAGAACGCAUCUUCCGCCCACCAAAUCUGAAGAUCCUUUGGUUAGGUGAUAACUUCAACUUGACAGGUAAUUUUCCCAAACUUAAUUGGAGCAGCCCACUCAAGCUUUUGGAUGUCUCUGACAUGAGCUUGUCGGAACAAGUACCUAAUUCAAUCAGCAAUCUCGUUUCCUUGAGGGAAUUGCAUCUCAGUAACUGCACUCUCGUUGGGUCAGUUCCUGCCUCACUUGGCAAUCUUACACAACUUGCUUAUUUGAGUCUGUCUAGGAACAAAUUCAAUGGUCAUAUCCCCUCAUUUCUUUCGAAUCUUGCCAAACUCCGUAUGCUAGAUCUUACCAACAAUAAUUUUAUUGGUGAAGUUCCAGAUAUCUUUCUCAACUUAACGCAACUUUCUUAUUUAUACUUGUCAAGUAAUCAACUCACUGGUCCAAUACCAUCUUGGUUAUUCACUCUACCAUUAUUGCACACCAUUUAUUUGGAUGAUAAUAGACUGAAUGGCUCUAUUCCAAGUUCAAUCUUUGAACUUGUGAAUUUAACCUAUCUUAGUCUUUCUUCAAACAAUUUAAGUGGAAUUGUAGAGCUUCACUUGUUCUCAAAGCUAAAAAACCUUCAGUAUCUUGAUCUUUCUCAUAAUAGUCUGUCAAUUAACACUACAUUCAAAGGCAACUCGUCAUUUCCACAACUUUACUACUUGUACUUAUCUGGUUGCAACUUAAGUGAAUUCCCAAGUGUGUUCAAAGCUAACUUGUCCUUUCCACAACUUCGGACUUUGCAGUUAUCUAGUUGCAACUUAAGUGAAUUCCCAGUUGUGUUAAGAACUCUAAACCAAUUACAGUACCUCGACCUUUCUGAAAAUAAAAUCAAUGGUCAGAUACCUAAUUGGAUGGGGGACGUUGGAAUUGAUACUUUGUACUUUCUAAAUCUUUCCCGCAACAACUUGACCGGCAUAGACCAACUUCCUUGGAAGAAUCUUGAUGUUCUUGACCUUCGGUUCAACUUGCUCGACGGGCCAAUUCCGAUUCCACCACCUUUCUUGACAGUAUUAUUGUUGUCAAACAACAAAUUGACUGGGGAGAUACCUCAUAUGAUCUGCAAUAUGAGUGCCAUAGAAAUUCUAGAUCUUUCUAGUAAUAGUUUGAGUGGUAAAAUUCCAACAUGCAUGGGAAGCUUUAGCAAUCUUCAUGUGUUGGAUUUACAGAAAAAUAAACUCUAUGGCACCAUUCUCGGAAAAUUUGCAAAGGGUAGUCCUUUGAGGACCCUUAACAUCAAUGAGAAUGAAUUGGAAGGGAAAAUCCCACGAUCUCUAGUCAAUUGCACGAAGCUUCAAGUUCUAGAUAUUGGUAACAACAAGGUAAAUGAUACCUUCCCCUAUUGGCUAGAAAGUCUGCUUGAGUUGCAAGUUCUUGUCCUUCAUUCAAAUCAAUUUUAUGGUUCUGUAUGGGGUUGCUCAAAGACGAAGCAUUGUUUUCCAAAGUUGAAAGUAUUUGACCUCUCAAACAACAAAUUUGGUGGUCCAUUGCCAGCCAGGUAUUUCGAAAAUCUAAAUGCCAUGAAGGAUGUUGGUGAAGCAAAGAGAAAGUUGCAGUAUAUGGGUGAAGUUUAUUAUCAAGAUUCCAUUACAGUGACAAUGAAAGGGUAUGAGUUUGAGCUAGUGAAAAUUAUCACUGCUUUCACUGCCAUUGAUUUUUCAAAUAAUAACUUUUAUGGAGAGAUUCCAAAAGUAAUUGGAGAGCUUCAUUCCCUUUUACACCUCAAUCUUUCUUUAAACAACUUAACAGGUUGUAUCCCAUCAUCACUUGGAAAUUUGAAUGCUCUUGAAUCCUUAGAUCUUUCUUCAAACAAGCUUGUCGAAAGAAUUCCAUGGCAGUUGAAAAAUUUAGAUUUUCUUGGAGUGCUAAACUUGUCUCAAAACCAACUCACGGGACCCAUUCCACGAGCACCCCACUUUGAUACCUUUGGAAAUACUUCAUACAUGGGAAACUUGGGAUUGUGUGGAUUUCCAUUGUCAAAAGAAUGCAAAAGUGAUGAGACACUACCACCACCUUCAAAAUUAGAAGAUGACGCAGAGUCUUCAAUUAGAUUCGGUUGGAAAGUGGUGUUGAUUGGCUAUGGAUGUGGAAUGGUUUUUGGAUUGAUCAUGGGAUAUCUUGUAUUUUCAACAGGAAAGCCUCAUUGGAUUGUAAAUAUAGUCGAGGGAGAACGCCGUCAAAAGGGGAGAAGGUCGAACAAGAAACGUGGGGGAAGAGGAGGGAAUAAGUCGACCAGGUUGUUAGACCUUUUUGACCUCAGCCGAAUAGUUUCAUUCGGUAACCUGCCAGAUUACUAUCGCGACGUGAAGCGGCUUGUGACAACUGCAAACUUGAGGAAGUACUGCUUCUUGAACUCUAAAUCGACCUUGGAACCCCUACUUCGUAAGUGUCCGUAG